AUGAAGACGUGCGUCGCUAUCUUUGGGCUUGCCCUGGUGGCACCAAUGUAUGGGAAUGCGCACCCACAACAUGGCGGCGGUGUCCACCAGCGGUUCCACAUUACCACGCAUGGACCUGCGGUAUCUAGCUUGAGUGUGAGCAGUGCAGCGAUUGAGAGUUCGCCGGUUGCUGUGGUUGGAGGAGGCACUCCGACCAGUUCUGCAGUCAUUUCUCCAAGUUCCGGGCAAAGCAUUACCUCUCCUCACUCGAACGACACAACAUCAACCUCUAACAGCACAUCACCAUUAGCAGCCUCGAUCGCCGGUCUCGGUCUCUCACCAGAAUGCUACAGACCAAACGGCGUGCCUAUGGGCUGGCUGCCAGACGGAGUCAACAUAACGACCAUUCAAAGCCAAGUCGAUUCCUUACACGGCCCCUGCACCUACGGUAACUACGCCCAAAUUACCUCGGCGACCAGCAUGAGCGGGGCGGCCUUACAAAUGGACACUCAAGCCAUGCCUUCUUCACUCAAAGGCGCCAUCUACAUUAUCGCUCUCCAGCCAUACAUUCCAUUCUCUGAAGUCUCGGCCUCAGCGGUCGUGGCUUCGAUGAAUAAGAUCCUCGCAGAAGGAUCCCAAACCAUCUGGCUCCGUCUCGCUCACGAGGUGAACUGGUACAUCGACACCAACACCAUAAACACUGACCCUACCGUCAAAUACCACGGCACCACCGAGGAGUACAAGGCCAUGUGGCAGGCCGUUGCUAAAGGCGUCGAUCGCUCCCGGGUUAAGAUGUUUUGGAGUCUGAUACCCCCUUUCCAGCCAGGCGACACGGUGGACACGAUGGACGCCGAGUGGUUUCCAGGCAGCGAGUAUGUGGAUAUUGUGGGAUUGGAUGCGUACGGAGAGAUUCUCAGUGGGGAACAAGCGACGUUUGAAUUGAUGAUGGGUGCAUUUUGUGCGAAGUAUCCGCAGAUUCCGGUUGCGUUGGGGGAGACGGGGUGGUUGCAGGGUGGGACGACCGCGCAGAAGGAGUAUUGGCUGGGCCAGGUCAGUUCAAAGGAGACGUUGAAGGUUUGUCCGCAGUAUAUUGGGUUCUCAUGGUUCGAGUACAUGAAGGAUGGCGAUUACAGGAUUGUCAUGGGGUCUGAUGGCAACAUCGCAAAGAGCGUGCUUGCGGCUGCGAGCUGA
This is a messenger RNA of Letharia columbiana, 1170 nucleotides long. RefSeq lists its product as uncharacterized. Gene Ontology annotation, molecular function: mannan endo-1,4-beta-mannosidase activity. Gene Ontology annotation, biological process: substituted mannan metabolic process. The transcript has 2 exons. Bases 1 to 1170 code for a protein of 389 amino acids. The record is from RefSeq and is a predicted model, not a curated record. NCBI's taxonomy places the organism in Eukaryota, Fungi, Ascomycota, Lecanoromycetes, Lecanorales, Parmeliaceae.